This is a messenger RNA of Alternaria postmessia, 654 nucleotides long. RefSeq lists its product as uncharacterized. The transcript has 5 exons. The record is from RefSeq and is a predicted model, not a curated record. The coding region runs from base 1 to 654 and encodes 217 amino acids. Gene Ontology annotation, cellular component: membrane. Lineage: Eukaryota; Fungi; Ascomycota; Dothideomycetes; Pleosporales; Pleosporaceae. Gene Ontology annotation, biological process: vesicle-mediated transport.
AUGGCCUCCGCUUCGUUCCGCGACUCGAUGAACUCUCUCGGCUGGAGUAGAAGAGAGGAACCCGCCCCCGUCAACACGGCGCCGCCCUCAUUCCUGGGCCGCAUACAGAACCUGAAUCCCUUCGGCGAGGGUGGCUAUGUCAGACUCCCCAUAACAGAGACCAACCCGGGCGCCCCUCUCCCAGCGCCCUCUCGGCGAGAGGAGGAAGAGGGGUGGUUUGCGCUGAGUCGGUGGGACCGGCUGCUCGUAUUUGGCGGCCUGCUGCUCGCUGCCUUGGCAAUGUUUGCUACCUGCAUUGGCCUGAUGUUCACGCCUGUCUUCCUGCUCAGGCCACGCAAGUUUGCCAUUUUAUGGUCCAUGGGAAGCGUUCUCUUUUUGGCAGCUUGGGGUGUCCUGAUGGGCCCUAUUCAAUACCUCCAGCACCUCACCUCUGGUCCGAGGCUUCCGUUCACGGCUGCUUACUUUGGGAGCAUCGCUCUCACACUGUUCUUUUCCCUAGGUCUCCACAGUACCAUCCUCACCUUUGUUGCGGCUAUUGCCCAACUAGUAUGUCUAUUAUGGUACAUCGUCUCGUAUUUCCCGAUGGGCUCGACUGGUCUACGGUUCGCUGCACGUUUUGGCGGCAACCGUGUGGCUGCUUGGAUGAACGACUGA